Messenger RNA from Aaosphaeria arxii CBS 175.79, 915 nucleotides. RefSeq names its product glyoxylate pathway regulator. The record is from RefSeq and is a predicted model, not a curated record. Bases 1 to 915 code for a protein of 304 amino acids. Lineage: Eukaryota; Fungi; Ascomycota; Dothideomycetes; Pleosporales. Gene Ontology annotation, cellular component: plasma membrane. Gene Ontology annotation, molecular function: acetate transmembrane transporter activity. The transcript is spliced from 4 exons.
AUGGCCACCGCUACGGAGACUCAGCAUACGACCGGCACUGCCGACCCAGCUUUCAACAGCAAAGAGGCCAAUGGUACUGGCACCAUUGAUCAUGCCCACCACCACGGCCAUCAGCAUCAUGCAACGGAGAGGUCACCUUACGACUACGGAGGCAAUCCAUUGGCUCACUUCAAGACCAACGAACCCAAUGCACGCCUCGCUGCCUUUGGUGGUGACUUCCAGCCUGGUCUCUAUGCUCCCCCGAACCGCAAGUUCGGAAACCCAGCACCUCUUGGACUGUCAGCUUUCGCCUUGACCACCUUUGUGUUGUCUCUGAUCAACGUCGGAACUCUUGAUAUUGCGCAUCCCAAUCUUGUUGUAGCUAUCGCAUACGGCUAUGGUGGACUCGUUCAGCUUCUCGCAGGCAUGUGGGAGAUGGCCAUUGGCAACACUUUCGGUGCCACUGCUCUGUCCUCGUACGGCGGAUUCUGGAUUUCCUUCGCCAUCAUUCUCACCCCGGGAGGCUUCGAAAUCAAGAGCGGUCUUGCUGAGGAAUCAGGCGGCGCUGCCGCAUCGUUCUUGAACUCUUUCGGUCUCUACCUGAUGGGCUGGUUCAUUUUCACGACCAUUCUCCUCGUCUGCACCCUCCGCUCGACCGUCGCCUUCUUCUCCCUCUUCUUCACUCUCGACCUCGCCUUCCUCCUCCUCGGAAUCGGCUACCUCCAGAACGACGGUACGCACCCCAACAACGGCUGCAUUGUCGCCGGCGGUGUAUUCGGUCUCCUCGCCGCGUUCCUCGCAUGGUACAACGCCCUCGCAGGUAUCGCAGACAACAGCAACAGCUUCUUCGUCAUCCCCGUGGCCCACUUCCCCUGGUCAGAGAAGGGACGCGAGCGCCGCAACAAGCUCGACAACCCCGACGCACACACUGCAUAG